AUGACUUCUACAUUACCAGCAUUCACCGAUCUCAAUGCCACCUGGGCUUUCAUUCAACCAGGGUUGGAGUUCAUACUUGGCGCACAGAAUGAUCAAGGUGUGACUUCGACAAUGUAUAUGAAUUGCUAUACUGCUGUCUACAACUAUUGUGUCAACAAAUCAAGACGUGGCCUGACAGCAGCAUCAGUGGCCAGUAGCACAGAAAAUAACUCCUACUCACUAGCCGGCGCAGAGAUUUACAACAAAUUGGAAAUGUACUUGGUGCAGUUUAUUCGUAAUUUGAGGAAAAACCCCAAUGAAUCGUUUUUGGAGUUUUAUGUUCGCCGUUGGACGAGAUUCACCAUUGGUGCAGUGUACAUGAAUAACGUGUUUGAUUAUAUGAAUAGGUACUGGGUGCAAAAGGAGAGAUCUGAUGGGAGGAAAGAUGUGUUUGAUGUGAAUACAUUGUCAUUGAUCAAGUGGAGAAACGAAAUGUUUCAACCAAAUGCUGAUAUUUUAAUUGAACAGGUCUUAGAUUUAAUUGAGAAGCAGAGAAAUCAUUUGAUUGUUGAUACAAAUUUGAUAUCAAGUGCUAUCAAAUCAUUGGUUUACUUGAGUAUUGAUAUUCAAGAUUUGAAAAAGCCAAACUUGAUCAUUUAUGUCAACUCGUUUGAAAAGCCAUUUUUGGAUGCAACAAUGAGCUACUACACAAAGGAGAGUUCCGAGUACUUGGCAAAUCACAAUGUAGUUGACUAUAUGAAAAAAUGUGAAACCAGAUUAGCGGAAGAAAUCUCCAGAUCGAACACUUUUUUGGAAGACCAUUCAAAAAAGGCAUUCAUCAAUAUUCUCAACCAAGCAAUGAUUGAAAACCAUGCUUCAGAAAUGUAUGAUCAGUUUAUAAUAUUGCUUGAACAGAACCAGAUCGACCAUAUCCAACGAAUGUAUAAACUUUUAAUGAGAGUACCAAAGACUUUAGACCCAUUAGCUUCAGCUUUGGAGGAGUACAUUAAAAAGGAGGCCAAUGUGGCUAUAGAAAAGAUUAAAAACCAGGCAGAUACGGACGUAAAGGAAGGAAGAAAAAAAUCAGGUGUUGAGCCGAAAGCUUACAUCAACACAUUGAUUGCCAUAUACAAUCAGUUUAACGACAUUGUGAUCCAAGCUUUCAACAAGGACACCAAAUUUAUCAGGUCUUUGGAUAACGCUUGUCGUUACUUUGUCAAUAACAAUGUCAUUGCUCUUCCCAAGCCCAGAGCUGCAUGUAAAACACCAGAGUUUUUGGCCAAAUACGCUGAUGGAUUUCUCAAAAGCAAUGCCAAGGAUGCUGAUAUUGUUGAUAUGAAUGCUGAAAACUUGAUGAUUGUGUUUAAGUUUAUUAAUGAUAAGGAUACUUUUGAGGAGCAUUAUCGACGCUCAUUGGCAAAGAGGCUAAUCAAUGGUACUUGCAAGUCCGACGAAUUAGAAGAAAGUGUUAUCCACAGAUUACAAGAAGAAAACUCUAUCGAAUACACCUCCAAAAUGACAAAAAUGUUUUCCGAUAUGAAGGCAUCGGAAGAUUUGAAAACAAAAGUAAAGGAAACUCUUGACCAAUCCGUUGUCAAGGAAUUUAACCCUUUGAUUCUUGCACAAAGUAUGUGGCCAUUCCGUCAUGUUCCUGAUUACGAUUUGAAAGUGGCUCCAGAACUUGAAGCACCACUUGCGCACUUAAAACAAGUUUACGGAAAUCAGCACCAGGGAAGAAAGUUGCAAUGGCUAUUUAAUCACGGUAGAGCGGAAGUUAAAGCCAACCUUUCAAGAAAAGGAAAACCACCAUUCCAAUUUCAAGUUAGUAACGUUCAAUUGAUGAUUUUAAUGGCUUUUAAUAAAAAACCCAGUUACUCAUACAAUGAGUUGUACGAAAUAGUUGGUUGCAACAAGACCGUGUUUGAUAACCAUCUUAAUCCUCUCAUAAAGUUUAAGUUGGUGGAGUCUUCGAGCGAUGACUUAUCCGAAGCUGUCCUCAAAAUUGUGGAGUACUAUAAUUCCAAAAAGGUUAAAGUUAAUUUCAUUAGUGGUAUUAAAUCAGUUGAUGUCAAACAAGAGGAGGAAGACGCCACACGGGAGAUUGUCGCUGCUAGACAAACCUACAUACAGGCCACCAUUGUUCGAAUUAUGAAAAGCAGAAAAGAUUUGGGAAAUGCCGAUUUGUUGAACCAAGUAAUGGAAGCAGCUCUGACAAGAUUCACAACAAGAGUUCUCGAUAUAAAGAAGCUGAUUGACACAUUGAUUGAAAAGGAGUAUAUUCGUAGAGAGGGGGAUAAAUAUGUCUAUAUUAGUUAA
Messenger RNA from Lodderomyces orthopsilosis Co 90-125, 2295 nucleotides. RefSeq names its product cullin (gene CDC53). Gene Ontology annotation, cellular component: SCF ubiquitin ligase complex. Bases 1 to 2295 code for a protein of 764 amino acids. The record is from RefSeq and is a predicted model, not a curated record. Gene Ontology annotation, molecular function: ubiquitin protein ligase binding. NCBI's taxonomy places the organism in Eukaryota, Fungi, Ascomycota, Pichiomycetes, Serinales, Debaryomycetaceae. Gene Ontology annotation, biological process: protein ubiquitination; SCF-dependent proteasomal ubiquitin-dependent protein catabolic process. The transcript has a single exon.